AUGGGUAUCAGCAAGUCCGAUCCUAUCAUCAUCGUCGGCGCCGGCGCCUUCGGCCUCUCGACGGCCUAUCACCUCACCCUGGCGGGAUACACGGACAUUUCUGUUUACGACAAGCACGAGACAAUACCCCCGCAAGACUCUGCCGCCAAUGACAUCAACAAGAUUCUGAGGGCGGAAUAUGAGGACCCGUUCUACACCGAUCUUACCCUCGAAGCUAUCAAGGCCUGGAAGACGCCACUUUUUGCGCCGCAUUUCCAUCAGGUCGGCUUUCUUCACUGUGUCUCGGGUAAGGCCCCUGACAGGGCCAUUGAGACGCUCAAGAGAUUCCAAAAGGCCGCGGAAAUCAACCCGGUCUUGGCUAAGCAUGUUAUCCCAAUCGAAGGUGGCAAGGACAUUGAGGAGAACGUCUGGCAGUACAAGGCCGGACACUGUUCCGGGUGGAAGGGCUAUCUCAACACGUUUGAUGGGUACGUCCAUUCUGGGAACGCCCUGAUCGCCCUGUACAAGGCGACGCAGGUACGAGGCGUCAAGUACUUCCUCGGCCAGCACGGCGGCGUGAGGGAGAUUGUUUACCAGAACACCCCGGGAGGCAGGAAAGCCACCGGUAUCAGGACGCAGCAGGGCCGCCAUGUACCGGCGAAGCUCGUUAUCGUCGCAGUCGGCGCUGCUGCCGCGCGGCUGGUGCCAGAGUGCGGCAAGCAGGUGGUCGCCAAGUCGUGGUCCGUUGCACACGUCCAUCUCACUGAAGACGAGACAUCCGCCCUGCGUGGCAUCCCCGUCACCUAUGCCCGCGACUACGGCUUCUACUUCGAGCCUGACCCGAAGACCAACCUCCUCAAGCUGUGCCCCAUGGGCGGUGGGUACGUGAACACGGAUCCCAAGACCGGUGUCUCACUCCCGCCUUCACAUGCCGAGAGCGCCUUCAUGCCCCUGCACGACCAGGAGAAGGUGCGGCAGCUGCUCCGAGAGACGCUGCCAGAGCUUGCCGACAGGCCUCUGGUGAAGCAGUCUCUCUGCUGGUUUGCCGACACCAAUGACUCGGACUUCAUCAUCGACUACGUCCCCAAAUCGAGCUCGUCGGUGGUGUUGAUGUCUGGUGAUUCCGGGCACGCCGCCAAGCUUAUCCCCCUGAUCGGAGACUGGGUGAAGAACCUGCUCGAGGCCGCGGACGGGAAGCAACCCGUUGACAAGUGGCGCUGGAAGGACGUCGGCGGCGAUGACGGCAAGUGGGGAGACACUGUCAGCUGGCGUCUCGGAAACACCAUGGAGUUUGCAGAGCUGCAGAACCCCAAGGCCUCCAAGUUGUAG
Messenger RNA from Colletotrichum siamense, 1308 nucleotides. It is a transcript of the gene fap2-1, whose product is annotated as L-saccharopine oxidase. The transcript has 2 exons. Bases 1 to 1308 code for a protein of 435 amino acids. The record is from RefSeq and is a predicted model, not a curated record. NCBI's taxonomy places the organism in Eukaryota, Fungi, Ascomycota, Sordariomycetes, Glomerellales, Glomerellaceae. Gene Ontology annotation, molecular function: flavin adenine dinucleotide binding; sarcosine oxidase activity; saccharopine oxidase activity.